AUGAUGAGUAAGAAUAAUCAACAAUUGUAUGCUCUGGUUUGCUGGAUUGGAGGCAAGUUUCAUCAAACCUAUACACUCGGAAUCCCAAUUGAGUGGAUACGGGAUUUUACAUUAGAAGAAUGGGAAAAAGAAUCAGAUGACAUUUCAUACAUAGUUGAAUGGAGGGAAAAAGUUUCAAAAAAUCAAUUUAAAAAAUUAGGAGGCUGGCCAGUUUAUGAUGCUUCUGUUGUCGCAGUCUCUGCUAGCCUAAAAAAGUUGUCGAAAUUCAUGAGAGAAAGAGAGUGCGAGGUAUCUCCUGAACACGGCCUACACCCAGAAAGUGUCAAAAAGAAGUGGGAAAAACAAAUGCUAGGCAGUAAGGAUGAUAAUAAAUCAGCGAAAAGAGAAAAUCUUAAAGGAGAAGAAUCAUCAAAAAAAUUGGAUUCGGCAAUUGCAGAGGAUACUGGCGCUGCAUCUGGCAACUUUACACCAACACUGCAAAAUUCUACUGUUCCUCCAUCAAAGCGCCUGCGCUUGUCAAUUGAGGAUCCUGAAGAUCAGUCUAAAGAAGACGAGAAUUCUAGUAUAUCUGGAAUUAGCCCUCUGUCAAAUGACGAACAUUCUUUAAAAAUUUCUCUUCAAGAAAUUUAUAAAGAUAACAAAUUUAUAAAAAAAACGUUAAUUGAACUCACAAAUGCGGUGAAAAAUAUCGCGGAACAUAAUGUUAACGAAGAUAGCAAUGAAAUGGUUGAAAUCGGAGAGAAAGGAAGUGGAAUUUUCAUUACAAAAGACCAAUGGGAAACAGCUACUCAAAAAGCAACUUAUACUUCGAUGGGAACUUCAUUGGUGUCUGCGUUAUUUCCUCAAGAUGUAUUAUUGAACAGUAAUUUAGCGGGCGGAAAGUCAAGGUGCAAACCUUCAACAGUCCAACGAUCUGGAUUAGAUGCUUCCAUCCUUAAAGCUAUCCGUGUAACCGUAAAGAAAAGGCACCCUCAGUCUUACCAACGUGGUUUUUUGGGACAGAGCAUAAAUAAUUAUUUAAACAUUCUGCGCAAAAAAAAUGGUAUCGAUGAACCUAAGACAACUUUUGAUCUUCGAAAUAUUUUAUUGAUACAAAAAAAU
Cotesia congregata is the source of this 1101-nucleotide messenger RNA. NCBI's taxonomy places the organism in Eukaryota, Metazoa, Arthropoda, Insecta, Hymenoptera, Braconidae. The record is from the annotation of a GenBank genome assembly.